ACGAAGAUUGCUGGGAAGGAAGCAUGUUCUUCUGCUGUGGUGCGCAGUCCUCUGCAUGCAGCUCGAUGUCCCGAUGAAUGGAAGAGAAUGUACACACUUGGCACCGGGAUCUGGCAACGUUUGACGCAAAAAAGCAAUUACUACAUUGUAAUUGUGGGCCUGGAUAACGCCGGCAAAACGACGUUUUUGGAGCAAAUCAAGUCGCGUUUCAUCUGUAAUUAUCAGAUGCUGAAUCCGCUGAACAUCACGAGCACCGUUGGAUUAAAUGUGGGAUCGAUUGAUCUGGGCUCGAUACGUCUCAAUUUUUGGGACCUGGGAGGACAGGAUGAAUUGCAGUCGCUCUGGCACAAAUACUUUGAUGAUUGUCAGGCUCUCAUAUUUGUUGUCGAUUCCUGUGAUCCUCAGCGAUUCCCCGAAGUUGGUGCAGCUUUCAUGGGAUCGAUUGAUCUGGGCUCGAUACGUCUCAAUUUUUGGGACCUGGGAGGCCAGGAUGAAUUGCAGUCGCUCUGGCACAAAUACUUUGAUGAUUGUCAGGCUCUCGUAUUUGUUGUCGAUUCCUGUGAUCCUCAGCGAUUCCCCGAAGUUGGUGCAGCUUUCAGACUUGUGAUGGACAGUGAAGCAGUGCAAAAAAUGCCCGUUUUAGUGGUGAGCAACAAAAGCGACCUGGAAGAAUGCGCCGGAACGGAAGAGAUCAAAGAUUUGACGAGUGACGAUCGUCAUCUGGGUGAUUUGGCUCUUAUCCCGAUCUCGGCACUCCAGGGCCUUAACAUCGAGCGUUGUGUACGAUGGCUUUGUACUGUGCUCAAAACCAAUCGCAACAACAAUGAUCUCAGCUAG
Molecule: messenger RNA, 837 nt
Organism: Gongylonema pulchrum
Lineage: Eukaryota; Metazoa; Nematoda; Chromadorea; Rhabditida; Gongylonematidae
Source: the annotation of a GenBank genome assembly